Molecule: messenger RNA, 812 nt
Organism: Neocloeon triangulifer
Lineage: Eukaryota; Metazoa; Arthropoda; Insecta; Ephemeroptera; Baetidae
Gene: Fkbp12
Product: peptidyl-prolyl cis-trans isomerase Fkbp12
Exons: 3
Coding region: 125-454 (109 amino acids)
Molecular function (GO): peptidyl-prolyl cis-trans isomerase activity
Source: RefSeq, a predicted model, not a curated record
UGAUCGAAUUUCCGUUUCGGCACGGCUUGUCGGCUUCCGGUAGUCUUGAUAAACAAACAGGGGUACUAAAUUAACCUCUAAUUUUCGCCAUAGAAGACGUUUGCUUCGCUAAACUCCAAAGAAAAUGGGUGUCGAUGUUGAAGUGAUCUCUCCCGGAGACGGCCAGACCUACCCCAAGACUGGUCAAACUGUGGUGGUCCACUACACUGGCACCCUGACUAAUGGAACCAAGUUUGACUCCUCACGCGACAGAAACAGCCCGUUCAAGUUCCGUCUGGGUCGCGGUGAGGUCAUCAAGGGCUGGGACCAGGGCGUGGCACAGAUGUGCGUUGGAGAACGCGCUAGGCUGACCUGCUCCCCAGACUUUGCCUACGGCUCUCGUGGCCACCCUGGAAUUAUCCCUCCUAAUGCCACUCUUAUCUUUGAUGUCGAGCUGCUGCGAGUUGAGCCUUGAAGAGCGACUAUGCCGCCUCUCCUCUCCAACGUCUUGUUCGUCAUCAUCGCAGACGAGCAGCUCACCCUAAUUUAACCUUACAAGAAAAAAAAUACCAUUGUUUUUUUUAACUGUUUACAAACUAUUACUUCUCAAGUCUGCAAAUAAUUGACCCAACAGUGUCCUUUACAAGGAUCAACUUAAGCAAUUAUAAUUGGGUGUAGUAAAUUCUUCCACUUCUGAAGGGUUCCGUCGGACCCACUAAUUCAGGUCCACUUGCAUUUGUUGUUCUGCCUCACUGUUAAACAAAAAUGAAAAAAUAGAUUGCUUUUACUGUCAAUUUGAUUUUGGAUUUUCAGAUUAAAAUCAUUUCAAAUCA